Microtus ochrogaster (prairie vole) is the source of this 1538-nucleotide messenger RNA. It is a transcript of the gene Lrrc3b, whose product is annotated as leucine rich repeat containing 3B. The record is from RefSeq and is a predicted model, not a curated record. Gene Ontology annotation, molecular function: protein binding. Lineage: Eukaryota; Metazoa; Chordata; Mammalia; Rodentia; Cricetidae.
GGCAGCCCGGGGCCGCACCCUCGCUCGCUCGGUGGCGGCGCGCAAAGACGCCAGCCGCGCCACGCACAGCCUGCGUCCUGCGCCCCGGCCACAGCGCAUCCACGCCGCCGCGGCGGUCGCUCCGGAGCGGAGCCCGGCCGGCGGGCCGGGUCGGGGUGGGCAGCCCAGUUUGCAGCCUGCUGGAGGUGGCGGCCGCUGCAGCCCUGGCAUCCCGCACACCCCUAGGCAUACGCACCAAACGCCUCCUCCCUGCGCCACGAGGAUGGAGCAGCCAUCCCAACCCAGGACUGGCGCAAGGUUUUCCAAGCAAGGGCAGGAAUGAUGAAGGCUGUGCACUAACUGCAGACUUUUGAGCCGCUCAGGAAGGAAAUCCGGAGUGUGGCCAGAACAGUUGCAACCCGUGGAGUCAAUGAGGAAUGGACUCGUGAUUAUGCUGAGAUUUCAGCAUGAAUCUGGUCGACCUGUGGCUAUCCCGUUCCCUCUCCAUGUGUCUCCUCCUCCAGAGCUUUGUUCUGAUGAUACUGUGUUUUCAUUCCGCCAGUAUGUGUCCCAAAGGCUGCCUUUGCUCUUCCUCUGGUGGUUUAAAUGUCACCUGUAGCAAUGCAAACCUCAAGGAAAUACCCAGAGAUCUCCCUCCUGAAACAGUUUUGCUGUAUCUGGACUCCAAUCAGAUCACAUCGAUCCCCAAUGAGAUUUUUAAGGACCUCCACCAACUGAGGGUUCUCAACCUGUCCAAAAACGGCAUCGAGUUUAUCGAUGAGCAUGCGUUCAAGGGAGUAGCAGAAACCUUGCAGACCCUCGACCUCUCGGACAACAGGAUUCAAAGCGUGCACAAAAAUGCCUUCAAUAAUCUGAAGGCUAGGGCCAGAAUCGCCAACAACCCUUGGCACUGUGACUGCACCCUCCAGCAAGUUCUGAGGAGCAUGGCAUCCAAUCACGAGACAGCACACAAUGUAAUUUGCAAGACCUCGGUGUUGGAUGAGCAUGCCGGGAGACCGUUCCUCAACGCUGCCAACGACGCUGACCUUUGUAACCUCCCGAAAAAGACGACUGACUAUGCCAUGCUCGUCACCAUGUUUGGCUGGUUCACCAUGGUGAUCUCGUACGUGGUGUAUUACGUGAGGCAGAAUCAGGAGGACGCCCGGAGACACCUUGAAUACUUGAAAUCCCUGCCAAGCAGGCAAAAGAAGGCAGACGAGCCCGAUGACAUUAGCACUGUGGUAUAACAGCCACGCUGACUGGCACUGGGAAAGUAACUUCUGGUUGUAGUAGAAUAAGUGGUUCACUUCUCCCUUCAUUGUACACGAUUAAAAAAACUUUGCAUUUUAGUUUCUUUGGAAUCACUCCACUGUUGAACUUUUCGCGAACUCUGCACCACAGAUAAUUUUAGUUUAGGUGAUCUUCCCCUCAUCAAUUGUGCCCCUGGUCCUGAGUAACAAGCUCUCUGAACAUUAGUCAGACCCAUCUCACUAUUUAAUAAUGAAAUUUAUUUUUUUAAUUUAAAACUGAAUAAAAGCUUAACUUUGAACCGUGGAAAA